AUGAAGCGCUGCUUCCGGCUCCUAGUGGCAGGAUACUGCUCCGUGCUAGCCACGGCAGCAGCCAGUCCUUUCAUCGAGCCCUCGUUCGACUGGGACUCCAUCAGGCCCAGCGAUGACCUCGAGUACCACGACUGCUACGGCGAGUACAAGUGUGCUCGCCUCCAGGUGCCCCUGGACUGGCUCAACAAGACGGACACGAGAGUAGCCACCAUCGCCAUGAUCAAGCUGCCCGCCGUCGUGCCGGACGACGACCCGGCCUUUGGCGGCGCCAUCUUCACCAACCCGGGAGGGCCCGGCGGCUCCGGCGUCGACUUCCUGCUGAGCAUGGGCCGCUAUCUUCGCUACACGGCCGACAAGCCGGGCCGUCGCCACUACGAGAUCAUCUCCUUCGACCCCCGCGGCAUCGGCAGGACGGUUCCCGCUUCCGACUGCUUCGAGAACAAUGUGCUGGCGCGGGACGCCUUCCUCCUGGAGAACCGCGGCAACGGCGCUCUCACCAAUGGCGACGGCGUCAUUGCCUACAGCCUCGCCAUCAUGGACGCCUUUGGCCAGCGGUGCCAGCAGGCCGGGGAGGACGCCAUGGCCUUUGUCGGGACGCCCAACGUCGCCCGCGACAUGGUCGAGAUGGUCGACAAAGUGGACGAGCUGCGCAAAAGAGACGCCGCUGCUCGGAAGCGCAAGGGCGACGACGACGACUCCGAUGCUCGAGCAGAGCUUAAGAAGCGUUCUGCUCCCAGGAGGAAACCGGCCGAGCUUCGCGACGAACCCGGCGAUGUCCCGCGUCUCCAGUAUAUUGGCUUCUCUUACGGCACAGUCCUCGGCAACUACUUUGCUUCCAUGUUCCCAGGUCGUGUCGGGCGUCUGAUUCUCGACGGCGUGUGCAAUAUCCAGGACUAUUCUUCUGGUCCAGGCUGGCUCACAAACACCGUUGACUCAGACGAAAUAUUCGACAACUUCUUCGAAGGCUGCGCCGCCGCCGGUCCCGACGUAUGCGCCCUGGCCCGCCCAUCCGACACCCACGGGGCAUCCGACAUACGUUGCCGCUACGACAGCUUCCUCUCCGAACUCGACCAGAAACCAAAGUCGGUCCUGCUCGACUCGGGCGACGUCGUCGUCGUCACCAGCUGGGACGUCCUCAUCCUCGCCGGCAAGGUGCUCUACAACCCCCUGUCCAUGUUCAAGGUCCUCGCCCGCAAGCUCAACGAGUUCAUCGCCGGCGACCUCACCCAGAUGGCCGUCAUGGCCGUCGGCCUCGGCAUGGUGCCCGCCAUGCAGGACGCCUGCCCCCUCGACCGCAGCAACGCCACCAAGCCCAGCAUCAUCAUCGAGGCCCAGAACGCCGUCGUCUGCUCCGACGGCGACGACAUCUCCGGCAAGGACCUCGCCUGGUGGCGCAAGUACGUCCGCAGCCAGCUCGACGUCUCCAACAUCUUCGGCGCCACCUGGUCCACCAUCCGCAUGCCCUGCUCCGGCUGGCGCAUCCGCCCCAACUGGAGCUUCAAGGGCCCCUUCACCACCCCCGACGCCGAUGCCUCCCUCCAGUCCGGCCGCCCCGCGGCCCCCAUCCUCUUCCUCUCCAACCGCCUCGACCCCGUCACCCCUCUCCGAGCCGCCCAGGCCAUGGCCGCGCAACAUCCUGGCGCUCGCGUCCUCAUCCAGGAGGGCAUGGGUCACUGCGCCGUGGCCUCUGCCCCCAGCAAGUGCACCAGGGAGGUUGUGGCCGACUAUUUUGAAUCCGGCGUCAUCCCCUCUGACCUGUCGCCGUGCAGCGUCGAGUGCCACCCCUGGGACGAAUCCUGCCCGGCCACAGGCGAGUCUGUCCUCCAGACCAACGAUGCCGAAGUAGAGGCCAUGACUUCUUGGUUCAACAGAGACGAGGCCCCAUGGUACAGGAAAUCACCUCUUGGAUUACUCUAG
Messenger RNA from Trichoderma citrinoviride, 1917 nucleotides. RefSeq lists its product as hypothetical. Lineage: Eukaryota; Fungi; Ascomycota; Sordariomycetes; Hypocreales; Hypocreaceae. The coding region runs from base 1 to 1917 and encodes 638 amino acids. The transcript is spliced from 2 exons. The record is from RefSeq and is a predicted model, not a curated record.